This is a messenger RNA of Aphanomyces invadans, 1298 nucleotides long. RefSeq lists its product as hypothetical. The transcript has a single exon. The record is from RefSeq and is a predicted model, not a curated record. Bases 59 to 1267 code for a protein of 402 amino acids. Lineage: Eukaryota; Oomycota; Saprolegniomycetes; Saprolegniales; Verrucalvaceae. Gene Ontology annotation, molecular function: protein binding.
CACAGCACGAGAAUUUCGACGCUGGACUUCAAGUCGGCGAAGCGGCAGUGAAAGCACGAUGAACAUCGUAGUGGCGUCGGCUGAGCUGCUUCCACAGAUCGUCCAGUUUCAAGAGGGCGUGUACUUCGAAGUCCACACACUCAUCCCUCGCAUGUACGCCAACAACUUUGAUCUGUUUCCGUUCCAGGUGUCGUACGUUGGCUGCCACGCCGUUCCAUCUGACGGGAAAUUCGAUCGCGUUCUGUCUGCGUUUGACUCCAUCUUUUCGCCCUUCUAUGGACAGUAUGGCGUCGUCGGUGUGGAUCGACUUCUCAAGUGUGCUCCAAAGCUCAGUUGUAUUGUCUUGGCCCAUGCAGCGCGUUCGGGGCGGAUGGAUCUGCUCCGCCAGUAUCCUCAAGUGAACCGUGAUCUCUUCCAGCGAGUCAGCCUCGUGGAGCAGGCAGCUCGCUUCGGGCAUCUUACGGCUGUGGAUUAUUUGCUUGGCAACGGUCACCCACCGUGCGUUCUCGACGUUCCUGCAGCGCAUGGUCACUUCGCUAUCGUCCAGCGACUGCAUCACACAACGAGGGCAUUUUGCACCCCAAAUGCCAUGGACAUGGCGGCGAAGAACGGACAUCUGAACAUAGUGGAAUUCCUACACACGUAUCGAACCGAGGGAUGCACGGUGGCAGCGCUGGACGACGCCGCGAAAGCAGGACACGUGGCCAUUGUGCGGUUUCUACUCGUGAAUCGCACAGAAGGUGGGAGCGCAUAUCUCCCUGACGACGUGGCUGCCGCAGGACACCUAGGCGUUCUACAUAUGCUUCAUGAUGCUGGCAUGCGGUGCACGUCCGAUGCAAUGGACCGCGCGGCCGGCCACGGACAUUUCGACCUCGUGGUAUGCCUCCACGAACUCGACGGGUGUUCGUCACGUGCCAUGGACUUGGCUGCUGAGAACGGCUUCAUGAACGUCGUGGAGUUCCUGCACAACACUCGACAUGAAGGGUGCACAACUUACGCCAUGGACCGCGCCGCCAAGAAUGGAUUCCUGGACGUUGUUCGAUUCCUCCACACGAGCCGUGACGAAGGUUGCACGACCAAUGCCGUCGACUGGGCUGCGCGCAACAACCAAGUCGAAGUCGUUCUCUUCUUGUGCACGCAUCGACACGAAGGAUUCACGCACCGCGCCGUCGUGGACGCUCAAACCAUGGGUCAUGCCGCCGUGACGUCGAUCUUGAUGCAGCACAGUCACUUGAACACAACCACAACGAUGAGUUGUUCCUUCUAACACGAAUCCAGCGUGUACUUUCACGUCUGCC